Messenger RNA from Lutra lutra (Eurasian river otter), 7243 nucleotides. It is a transcript of the gene RAPGEF6, whose product is annotated as Rap guanine nucleotide exchange factor 6. Gene Ontology annotation, biological process: small GTPase-mediated signal transduction; positive regulation of ERK1 and ERK2 cascade. Gene Ontology annotation, molecular function: guanyl-nucleotide exchange factor activity; protein binding. The coding region runs from base 218 to 5059 and encodes 1613 amino acids. Lineage: Eukaryota; Metazoa; Chordata; Mammalia; Carnivora; Mustelidae. The record is from RefSeq and is a predicted model, not a curated record. The transcript has 29 exons.
CUUCCGCCCCCGUGCGGGCUUCCCUCUGGCCAGUCGCGCGUGGGCUGAGGCCCUGGGCGGGCGUUGCGAAGGCUUGUUUGUUUGAACGCUGACCCCGGGGCGGUCCGGAGUUCUCUACCUCGGGGGUGGAGGGUGCAGACCCCCUACCUAAGGUGAAUGUACUGUCUCGUGGACUGCUAAGGGCAGGUUGGGGAGCACGGGGGCGGGGGCCGCGGCCAUGAACUCACCCGUGGACCCCGGCGCUAGGCAGGCGCUGAGGAAGAAGCCUCCCGAGCGGACCCCUGAGGAUUUAAAUACUAUUUAUUCUUAUCUUCAUGGAAUGGAAAUACUAUCAAAUCUCAGGGAGCAUCAGCUCAGAUUAAUGUCUGCAAGAGCACGCUAUGAGAGAUACAGUGGCAAUCAAAUUCUUUUUUGUUCAGAAACUGUUGCCAGAUGUUGGUAUAUCCUGCUUUCUGGAUCUGUGCUUAUGAAAGACUCCAUGGUCUUGCCUCCUUGCAGUUUUGGUAAGCAGUUUGGAGGAAAAAGAGGAUGUGAUUGUCUUGUAUUAGAGCCUUCAGAAAUGAUUGUGGUGGAGAAUUCCAAAGAUAAUGAAGAUAGUAUUCUACAAAGAGAAAUACCUGCCAGACAAUCUCGACGAAGGUUUCGGAAAAUUAAUUAUAAAGGAGAGCGUCAAACUAUUACUGAUGAUGUGGACAUUAACAGCUAUCUUUCUCUUCCGGCCGAUCUUACCAAGAUGCACAUCACAGACAACCCUCAUCCACAGGUGACUCAUGUGUCUUCUAGUCAGUCUGGUUGUAGCAUCGCCAGUGACUCUGGGAGCAGCAGUUUAUCUGAUAUCUAUCAGGCUACGGAAAGUGAAGUAGGAGAUGUAGAUUUAACACGUCUUCCAGAAGGACCUGUUGAUUCUGAAGAUGAAGAAGAGGAAGAUGAAGAGAUAGAUCGAACAGAUCCACUGCAGGGACGAGAUCUUGUUCGAGAAUGUCUUGAGAAAGAACCUGCAGACAAAACUGAUGAUGAUAUUGAACAAUUAAUGGAGUUUAUGCACCAGCUCCCUGCUUUUGCAAACAUGACCAUGUCUGUAAGGAGAGAACUCUGCACAGUGAUGAUUUUUGAAGUGGUCGAUCAGGCUGGAGCUAUUAUUCUUGAAGAUGGGCAAGAGCUUGACUCAUGGUAUGUUAUUUUAAACGGCACUGUAGAAAUCACUCAUCCAGAUGGAAAAGUUGAAAAUCUCUUUAUGGGAAAUAGUUUUGGAAUUACUCCCACUCUGGAUAAGCAGUACAUGCAUGGAGUUGUUAGAACUAAAGUAGAUGAUUGUCAGUUUGUCUGCAUAGCCCAGCAGGAUUAUUGGAGAAUUUUAAAUCAUGUGGAGAAAAAUACCCAUAAAGUUGAGGAAGAGGGAGAAAUUGUUAUGGUACAUGAGCACCGUGAACUAGAUCGGAGUGGAACCAGGAAAGGACACAUUGUAAUCAAGGCAACACCUGAGCGUCUCAUCAUGCAUUUAAUAGAAGAACAUUCUAUUGUGGACCCAACUUAUAUAGAAGAUUUCCUACUAACUUACAGGACAUUUCUUCAAAGUCCUUUGGAUGUUGGGAUCAAACUGUUGGAAUGGUUUAAAAUUGACAACUUACGGGAUAAGGUAACACGGAUUGUGUUAUUAUGGGUAAAUAAUCAUUUUAAUGAUUUUGAAGGUGAUCCUGCUAUGACUCAAUUUCUGGAGGAAUUUGAAAAAAAUCUGGAAGAUACAAAAAUGAAUGGUCAUCUCCGGUUAUUAAAUAUUGCCUGUGCUGCAAAGGCCAAGUGGAGACAGGUGGUAUUGCAGAAGGCUUCCCGAGAGUCCCCUCUGCAUUUCAGCCUUAAUGGAGGGAGUGAGAAGGGGUUUGGUAUUUUCGUUGAAGGAGUAGAACCUAGUAGCAAAGCUGCUGAUGCUGGACUGAAACGUGGUGAUCAGAUAAUGGAAGUAAAUGGACAAAACUUUGAAAAUAUUACAUUUGUGAAGGCCCUUGAAAUUCUAAGGAAUAAUACUCAUCUUGCACUUACUGUGAAGACCAACAUUUUUGUGUUCAAAGAGUUACUUAGUAGGACUGAACAAGAAAAAUCUGGUAUUCCUCAUAUUCCUAAAAUUGCUGAAAAAAAAAGUAAUCGCCAUUCAAUCCAGGAUGUACCAGGAGAUAUUGAACACACAUCACAGGAGAAAGGAAAUAAGAAAAUAAAAGCAAACACUGUUUCAGGUGGAAGAAACAAAAUCAGGAAAAUUUUGGAUAAAACACGGUUUAGUAUCUUACCUCCAAAACUGUUUAGUGACGGAGGCCUGAGCCAAUCACAAGACGACAGCAUUGUGGGAACAAGACACUGCAGGCACAGUCUGGCUAUAAUGCCUAUUCCUGGAACACUCUCAUCUAGCAGCCCUGAUCUCCUGCAGCCGACCACCAGCAUGUUGGAUUUUUCUAAUCCUUCAGAUAUUCCUGAUCAAGUUAUAAGAGUUUUCAAAGCAGAUCAACAGAGUUGCUACAUUAUCAUCAGUAAAGACACUACAGCUAAAGAAGUUGUUUGUCAUGCUGUUCAUGAAUUUGGUUUGACGGGUGCGUCCGACACAUAUUCUCUCUGUGAAGUUUCUGUUACUCCUGAGGGUGUCAUAAAACAGAGAAGACUUCCAGACCAGUUCUCCAAAUUAGCUGAUAGAAUUCAGCUCAAUGGAAGGUAUUAUUUAAAGAAUAACAUGGAAACAGAAACCUUAUGUUCAGAUGAAGAUGCUCAAGAACUAGUUAAGGAAAGCCAGCUCUCCAUGCUGCAGCUCAGUACCAUUGAGGUGGCCACUCAGCUGUCAAUGAGGGACUUCGAUUUGUUUCGUAAUAUUGAGCCUACUGAAUACAUUGAUGACCUUUUUAAAUUAGAUUCCAAAACAGGAAAUACUCACUUGAAAGAGUUUGAGGACAUUGUUAACCAGGAGACAUUCUGGGUUGCCUCAGAGAUUUUAACUGAAUCCAAUCAGCUGAAACGAAUGAAGAUUAUUAAGCAUUUUAUUAAAAUUGCUCUUCAUUGUCGAGAAUGUAAGAACUUCAAUUCCAUGUUUGCCAUAAUAAGUGGCCUGAACCUGGCAUCUGUAGCACGACUCAGAGGUACUUGGGAAAAAUUACCAAGCAAGUAUGAGAAACACCUCCAAGAUCUACAAGACCUUUUUGAUCCAUCUAGAAACAUGGCAAAAUACAGAAAUAUUCUUAGUAGUCAAAGCAUGCAGCCUCCAAUUAUUCCACUCUUCCCUGUUGUCAAGAAAGAUAUGACAUUUCUCCAUGAAGGAAAUGACUCCAAAGUAGAUGGUUUAGUGAAUUUUGAGAAGCUAAGAAUGAUUGCCAAAGAAAUCCGCCAAGUUGUUCGAAUGACUUCUGCUAACAUGGACCCAGCUAUGAUGUUUCGGCAGAGGAAGAAGAGGUGGCGGAGUCUGGGGUCACUGAGUCAAGGCAGCACAAACUCGAACAUGCUGGAUGUUCAGGGAGGUGCACACAAAAAAAGGGCACGUCGCAGCUCUCUGCUUAAUGCCAAGAAACUAUACGAGGAUGCCCAAAUGGCAAGAAAAGUAAAGCAGUAUCUUUCCAGUCUGGAUGUAGACACAGAUGAGGAAAAGUUUCAGAUGAUGUCAUUGCAGUGGGAACCUGCCUAUGGUACCUUGACCAAGAAUUUAAGUGAGAAAAGAUCAGCCAAAUCAUCAGAAAUGUCUCCAGUGCCUAUGAGAUCGGCAGGUCAAACAGCUAAAGCCCAUUUGCAUCAGCCCCACCGAGUAAGCCAGGUGCUCCAAGUGCCAGCUGUUAAUUUGCACCCCAUCAGGAAGAAGGGACAAGCCAAAGACCCUGCCACAUUAAAUACAAAUUUACCUCAGAAAGUUUUAGGAACUGAAGAAAUAAGUGGUAAGAAACAUCCAGAAGAUACUAUCUCUGUAGCAUCCUCUUUACAUUCUAGUCCUCCUGCAUCUCCUCAAGGUUCCCCUCGCAAAGGUUAUACACUUACACCGUCAGCUAAAUCUGACAACUUGUCUGACUCCAGCCAUAGUGAAAUUUCUUCACGAUCCAGCAUCGUGAGCAAUUGUUCUGUUGACUCCAUGUCUACAGCUCUGCAGGAUGAACGAUGUUCUUCACAGCCUGUGGCAGUCCCUGAAUCCACUGGGCCUUUGGAAAAGACAGAACACUCCUCAGGGAUAGGAGAUCAUACUCAGCUUGGCCCUGGGUGGGCGCUGUCAAAACCAUCUCUUGUCAAGAGUUUAGCUGUCUCCUCUUCUAUGAGUAAUGAAGAGAUUUCCCAUGAGCACGUCAUUUUAGAAGCAGCAGAUAGUGGUCGUGGAAGUUGGACUUCCUGUUCAAGCAGUUCCCAUGACAACUUCCAAAGCCUUCCAAACCCAAAAGGCUGGGAUUUUUUAAACGCUUAUCGACAUACCCAUUUGGAUGGCCCCAUUGCUGAAGUUGAACUACCUGACUGUGAGCCCUAUUCCUGCCCUAAAGGCUGCUCUAGAACUUGUGGUCAGUGUAAAAGAAACCUAGAGACUAAUCAGAUGAGACAGAGUUGGGCCUCCUCCAGUUCUCUGUCUGAUACAUAUGAACCAAACUAUGGAACAGUUAAACGGAGAGUGUUGGAGAGCAUCGCACCUGAGUCCUCUGAAGGCUUGGACCCCAAGGAUGGCACUGAUCCAGUUUAUAAAACUGUUACUUCAAGUACAGAAAAGGGCCUGAUUGUGUACUGUGUCACCUCACCCAAGAAGGAGGAUAGGUAUAGGGAGCCACCUCCCACUCCUCCAGGAUACAUGGGGAUUUCUUUAGCGGACCUAAAGGAAGGACCCUGCCUACACCUAAAACCUCCAGAUUAUAGUGUGGCAGUGCAGAGGUCAAAGAUGAUGCAUGACAGCCUCUCUAGACUGCCACCAGCCUCUCUCGGUAGCAGCCCCGUGGCCUGUGUUCCGUCGAAGAUUGUAACUCAGCCUCAGAGGCAGAUUUUGCAGCCGUCCCAUCCUAAGCUAGCAGAUGUGACUGAUGCAGAUAGCGAAGCAGAUGAAAAUGAACAGGUCUCAGCAGUGUAGCCUUUGGAGGACCCAUUGGAAGUGUACCAGAAGCCGUCGAGGAAGGAGUGGGCAGAACCACCUCAUGAUUCCGCAGGCCAUUGUUGCCAACGAACAGCUUGCUGCUGCUGCUAACCCAGAGGUCUCGUUCCCUGUACUCUGAGCGAUGACCUAGCUCUGAAUCAUGCUUCCUUUUAUUGAAUCCUUGCAGAUGCAGUUUCCUCAGCUACGGAUGUUGUGCCUGGAAACCAGUUUUUACUUUGCAUACCAGACCUGCCUUGGGACCACAGUUACUAGAACAGAUGCAAACUUGGGAGUCCUCCCUAUGUAUAUCAGUAUACAUUUUUCUUAAACCAAAUUAUUUUUAAGAUAGUAGUUUAGUAUUAUUUCCAAGCCAUAGCUUGGGUUAACGGACAAAUUUAAAAUGUCUGCCAUUACCAAGGAUAUUCUUGUGCAUUUGAAAAGUAACUUAUUAUUUGAAGUUUUGUGGUUUUCUUCGUUUUGGGGAGCUGUCAUUAGCAGAUGUUUAGGUUUGAGGUCAUAAAACUGUCUGGUCUGAUCAAACUGAAGUCAUCUUUACCGGAUGAUAUGCUUAAUCUAGACAGAUGAACUUGAUCUGUAACUCCAGUGCAAUGUAGGGUCUCCAUUUGAGUGGGAUAGGAAGCCCUUUGUGGUUGAGGUGUUUGGAAGAUACUGCCCUCGGCUGAUUUAGAAGGCCAGCUGAAGCUGCCACAGGGUUUCUUCUCAGUCCUUUGGGACAGGGAGGCUCUGACUGGGGGGGUAGCCACCCUCAUCUCCAAAGAAUGAAAUUUUUUCUCAAAAGAAAAUGUAUACCAAUCCCUUCUGAAGUGAAAGUUAUGCUGUAUCUAACUAAAAGUAUAAAUCCAUUAAGUAGAGAAUGGGUUCAGUAGAGUUCUACAAAAUCCAAAACAAAAAUUUUUGACUGCUCAAAUGUGGAGUUCUUUCCAAAGGAAAUGUAAUCAUUGGUCUGUAACCAUGGAGAUGAAUUCAGCUGCGUAUAUGUUCUGCAGCCGCCCCUGCACCCCAUCUCAGCGUGAGGCUGUGUUCAACCCUGACCAAUGCUGCAGCCCCCAGCUGCCGGCAAGAAAGUUCAUGAGCACACCGAGGUGAUAAGUGGUUGAAAAUUUUAGGGGGGACGAAGGAGCUAGAAUUGUGGGAAUGAUUCUCUUACUGUACUCAGUUUAGCCCUUGAGAGGAAAGAGAUACAUAUUUUUAAUAGCCUAUUGGGCAUGGCGCUCCUAAGUAUUAAAAUUUCAGUGACUAUUUACUGGAUGAUCUAGACUUUCCACAUUUUUACUAAUUAAAUACAGUGUUUUCUAUAUCUUGAGUUUAAAUUUUAUCAUUUGUUUUUUAAUGUAAAUGUGAGAGCUUAAUAAACUUCUGUUAUGACUACCAAAAAAAGAAAAAACAAGAAAAAGGAAAAAAAGCCAAAGCCAUUUGUGUGCACUACCCAGAUUAACAUGGAGCCAAAAUGGGUUUACUUCUGAGUAGUCGUCCAUAUGUGAAUUUAUAGGAUUUAGCUCGUUUGUGAUUUCCUUAAGAGUUCUCAUUUUUCCCUAGCUAUCUCUUCCCUCUCUCAUUUUCUCGCAGUCCCCUUCAGUUUUUGUUUGUUUGUUUGUUUUUUUAAAUAGUAGGCUCCACGCCUGCAUGGGGCUUGAACUUGUGACCCUGGGAUAAAGAGUCACGUGCUCUACCGACUGAGCCAGCUAGGGGCACACCCUACCCCCCCCAUCCCCUUCAUUUUUGAAAUCAUAAUUCAUUUCCCAAGUGGUCAAUGGGAGUAGUCUAUGUUUUCCUUCAAAAUGACUGUCUCUUCAUUUUAGGAAAAAUAGCCUAUCUGAAAAAUUCCUUUGGGCACGAAAACCCCAUGAAUUUGAAACUUUAUUAAAGCCUUAAAAAUCCACCUGCCAAGUAUGUUAGAAAGAGGCUAAUUGACUCUGUAGCUUUCUUGUUCCAUUGACAUGGAAAGUGGCCUGGAUCAAAAAUCCUGGUUUGAAAGUCAUACUGUCGUGAUUUAACCUAAGAACACUGGUCCUCUGAUCACAGAAAAUGUCCCUUCAUUGAUUUACGUAAUAGUGUUUUCAUGUCCAGGGUAAAACAAAAGAAAACGAAACAUACUUCUGUUAUAGUUCUCUUUGUGUCAAGUUUGGUUAUAUAUUCUUAUUAUUUUAUAUCCAUUACCCC